Messenger RNA from Mesitornis unicolor (brown roatelo), 1734 nucleotides. It is a transcript of the gene MAP3K8, whose product is annotated as mitogen-activated protein kinase kinase kinase 8. Gene Ontology annotation, biological process: protein phosphorylation. NCBI's taxonomy places the organism in Eukaryota, Metazoa, Chordata, Aves, Mesitornithiformes, Mesitornithidae. The transcript is spliced from 8 exons. Gene Ontology annotation, molecular function: ATP binding; protein kinase activity. The record is from RefSeq and is a predicted model, not a curated record. Bases 1 to 1407 code for a protein of 468 amino acids.
AUGGAGUAUAUGAGCACGGGUAGUGAUAGCAAAGAGGAGAUUGACUUGUUGCUAGAUCAUUUAAAUAUGUCUGAGGUGAUAGACAUCAUGGAAAACCUUUAUCCAGGUGGAGACCUUGCAGUCUAUGAAGACAGCUUAAUUACAAUGUGUGAAGAGGCAAAUCAAAAUGAAGAACGUGCGGAAUCGUUACUGUUUUGUGAAAGGGAAGUUUCGUUGAUGUCCUCCGUCAAAUACGGGACUGUGGAAGACCUGCUUGCUUUUGCAAAUCAGGUCUCUAACACUGCAAAACAAUUUAAAGGAUGCAGACAGCAAGAAUCUGGAAUCCUUUUGAAUAUGGUAAUCACACCCAAGAAUGGGCGCUAUCAAAUUGACUCAGAUGUGCUCCUGUUUCCAUGGAAGCUGACUUAUAGGAACAUUGGCUCUGAUUUCAUUCCUCGGGGAGCUUUUGGGAAGGUGUACUUAGCCCAAGAUAGAGAAACCAAGAAACGAAUGGCAUGCAAACUGGUCCCAGUGGAACAGUUCAAACCAUCGGAUGUUGAAAUACAAGCAUGUUUCCGUCACGAAAACAUUGCUGAAUUAUACGGUGCUAUUCUGUGGGAUGAGACAAUCCAUCUCUUCAUGGAAGCCGGAGAGGGAGGAUCUGUCAUGGAAAAGCUGGAGAGUUGUGGUCCUAUGAGAGAAUUUGAAAUAAUUUGGGUGACAAAGCAUAUUCUGAAAGGACUUGACUUUCUCCACUCCAAGAGGAUUAUCCACCACGAUAUAAAACCAAGCAACAUUGUCUUUAUGUCAACUAAGGCUGUUUUGGUGGAUUUUGGCCUGAGUGUUCAGAUGACUGAAGACAUUUACUACCCCAAAGACCUUAGAGGAACAGAGAUUUACAUGAGCCCUGAAGUUAUCCUCUGCAGAGGCCACACAACAAAAGCAGACAUAUACAGCAUGGGAGCCACUAUUAUUCAUAUGCAAACUGGCAUCCCGCCUUGGGUGAACCGAUAUCCUCGUUCUGCAUAUCCGUCCUACCUCUAUAUUAUACACAAGCAAGCUCCCCCCUUGGAGGACAUUGCUGAAGACUGCAGCACUUCCAUGAGAGAGUUGCUAGAAGCAGCUCUAGAAAGGAAUCCUAAUCACAGGCUGUCUGCAGCAGACUUACUGAAACACGAAGCCUUGCACCCACCCCCAGAAGAGCAACCGCGGUGUCAGAGCCUGGAUUCGGCGCUGUUUGAAAGGAAAAGACUGCUCGCAAGGAAGGAGCUGCAGUUGCCAGAAAACAUUACAGAUUCCUCACUGUGUACCGGGAGCAUGGAAGAGUCAGACCUGCUAAAGAGGCAAAGAUCACUCUACAUAGAUCUUGGAGCUCUGGCCGGUUACUUCAAUAUUGUUAGGGGACCACCAGCCUUAGAAUAUGACUGACUCAGUAACGUUCUAUGUCAGCAGGUCCGAAAUGGACCUCUACCUCUUAAAACUUGAUUUUAAGACUUGAUUUUCAAAUUUGUACAUAAAAAUAUCACCCUUGUAAGCUGUAAAAUGUGAAUAGUGUUGAAUUGCACGGAUGAUUAAGCUAAACCCUUAGGGGCUCUGAUAAGCUGAUCCCAAGCAACAAUAUUUGUGCGUCUGCUGGUUGACCAACAAGAAGAUGGCAAAAAGAACACUGCUGGGAACGUCUUUAUCCAGGAUAUCUUCCUGUGCUGGUCCUUGCACUUUUAUAAAAUUUGUAAUAUAUGCUUGCAAAUACUGCCA